This is a messenger RNA of Paramisgurnus dabryanus, 1080 nucleotides long. RefSeq names its product COPI coat complex subunit zeta 1 (gene copz1). Gene Ontology annotation, cellular component: COPI vesicle coat. Lineage: Eukaryota; Metazoa; Chordata; Actinopteri; Cypriniformes; Cobitidae. The record is from RefSeq and is a predicted model, not a curated record. Gene Ontology annotation, biological process: intra-Golgi vesicle-mediated transport; intracellular protein transport; retrograde vesicle-mediated transport, Golgi to endoplasmic reticulum.
CAAAAAUAACGUCACUAACAAAACUUCCGUGCUCCUGUCCUUUCACCUCAUGACGUAGGCGGAAGUGGACACCCACAGGAAUUGAAUACACGGUGCAUCAGGAGUGAAUAAAGUCUGUCGAUUUGAUCAUGGAUACGUUAAUACUGGAACCGUCUCUGUACACUGUGAAAGCCGUUCUGAUCAUGGACAACGAUGGAGAAAGACUGUAUGCUAAGUAUUAUGAUGACACAUAUCCUACAGUGAAAGAGCAGAAAGCUUUUGAGAAAAACAUCUUCAACAAGACACACAGAACAGACAGUGAAAUAGCCUUGUUGGAGGGUCUGACGGUUGUAUACAAGAGCAAUAUUGAUUUAUAUUUCUACGUCAUCGGCAGCUCUCAUGAAAACGAGUUGAUGCUCAUGUCAGUGCUGAAUUGUCUCUUUGAUUCACUGAGUCAAAUGUUAAGGAAAAAUGUGGAAAAGAGAGCUUUGCUCGAAAAUAUGGAAGGUCUUUUCCUGGCUGUUGAUGAGAUUGUUGAUGGCGGUGUGAUCCUGGAGAGUGACCCUCAGCAGGUUGUCCACCGCGUCGCUCUGAGGGGCGACGACGUGCCUCUGACAGAACAGACAGUCACUCAGGUCCUACAGUCGGCUAAAGAGCAGAUCAAGUGGUCUCUCCUCCGAUAGGACAUCAAUGGUCCUCCCAAUCCAGAAGAAAUGAGGGGAUUAGACGCGCAUUCAUUUUUCAUUACUCCUGUCUGCCCUGUUUUCUUGACUGCCAAAGUGCAGGUCUACUGAAAACAACUUUUGUUUUUCUACCUUGAAGACCAAGAAGAUGUUUAUUUCAAAAGAAGACAAGAGAAAGAACCUGGAAUGCUGUUUUGAUGGGACUUUCUUUUAGGGAAAAGUACCAUGGCGUUUUCUUCAUUUUUUCUUUUUUUAAUUCCAUUCCAGUAAGCAAUGAAUAUACGGCUGGUUUUGUGAAUGAUAUCACUGUACUGUGAGAAUUUCAUUACGAUUCUGUACAUUCCAGUGGUCGAUCCCGUGUCCUGUUCCUCCCUGUAACCCUUGUUUUGAUUUAAGUAAAGAAAACAGUUUCAUCAUA